UUUUUUUUUCUUUUUUUUUUUUUUGUUUCCCGGUAUCGUCAUUCCAUCAGAAUAGCCUUUUUUUUCUCGCCCCCUUUUUUUAUUCUUUUUUCUCGGAACCAGUGGUUUCUGUCUCUCUCUCUUGAACUUUUUCUCUUAGAAUCAACGAUGGUCCAACAAGUUCGCAUCAAUACCUUUGUCGAGUCUCUCACCAUGCCUGCUCGCAACGUCGAGUUUCCUCAGAAAAACGGUCAAGUUCAGCCUGUUUCUGAAGUCUUUGGUCAAAAUGUCUUUACACGCAAAGAAAUGGCCAAAAUGUUACCCAAGCCUGUCUACAAGACCUUUAUGGAAACAUUAAAGGGUAAAAAUACGAUUGACAAGGUGACUGCUGAUGCCAUCGCCCAUGCCGCUAAAGUUUGGUCUAUUGAACGUGGUGCCACUCACUUUACUCACUGGUUCCAACCUUUGAAUGAUUCCACUGCUGAAAAGCAUGAUUCUUUCUUGACUUUGAAAUCUUCUUUGGAUGAUGGCGCUGCUCAGGUUGAAGCCAUUGACACCUUCUCUGGAUCUCAAUUAUUACAAUCUGAACCCGAUGCUUCCUCUUUCCCUUCAGGAGGUAUGCGUACUACCUUUGAAGCUCGUGGCUAUACUGUUUGGGAUACCAAGAGUCCUAUGUUUAUUCAAGAAGGUCCUCAUGGUACCAGCGUUCUCUAUAUCCCUUCCGUCUUUAUCUCUUACAAUGGUGAGGCUUUGGAUGAAAAAUCAGUCCUUUUAAGAUCAUGUGAUGCUUUAGAAAAGGUCGCCUUGGAAGUCCUCAACGUGAUUGAACCCAAAGAUGCCGAGAACCGAACCGACUUUGUUUACACCACCCUCGGUACCGAACAAGAAUACUUUUUGAUUGACAGAGGACUCUAUACCCUUCGUCCUGAUCUCAAGAUCACAGGUCGUACCUUAUUAGGCGGCCUGCCUCCCCGUCACCAACAGUUGGAAGAUCAUUACUUUGGUAAAAUUCCUAGUCGUGUCCUUGCCGCUAUCAGUGAAUGCGAGUUGGAAUUAGCAAAGUUGGGUGUGCCUAUCAAGACACGUCACAACGAAGUCGCUCCGGCACAAUUCGAAGUCGCCCCUAUCUUUGAAGAAGCCUUGAUCGCCGUCGAUCACAACUUGUUGACCAUGGAUGUCCUCCAUCGUGUCGCCCAUCGUCAUAAAUUGAAGGUCCUCUUCCAUGAAAAGCCCUUCAAGGGCGUCAACGGUUCCGGUAAGCAUUGUAACUGGAGUAUCUCUACAGACAAGGGCGAAAACUUGCUGGAUCCCUCCAGCACCCCCGAAACCAACUACCGUUUCUUGAUCUUCCUCGUCGCCACCCUGAAGGCUGUCCUUGAUCAUGGCGAUCUUUUGCGUGCUGGUAUUGCCUCGGCCUCCAACGAUCAUCGUCUCGGUGCUCAAGAAGCUCCUCCUGGCAUCAUCUCCGCCUUCCUUGGCUCUCAAUUGACGGAAGUGCUGGAUGCGAUCGAACAAGGCCGUCCUGUCAACUAUGAAGUCGCCGGUCGUGAACUUCAACAUGUGCGUGUCAAGGGCACCGUCUUGGAUCUGAAGGUCGCCAAUUUGCCUGCCAUCGCCCGUGAUUUGACCGACCGUAACCGUACCUCCCCUUUCGCUUUCACCGGUAACAAGUUUGAAUUCCGUGCCGUCGGCUCCAAGCAGUCUCCCUCCUUCCCCAUGACCUUGUUGAACUCGGCGGUCGCCAAGUGCUUGCACGAAAUCUUGGCCGAUCUGAAGGCUGCCAAGGGCGAUAAGCCUGUCGCUUCUGAAGAAGACCAGCUCAACGUCAUUCGCAAAUACAUAAAGCUAACAAAGAACGUUCGUUUCGAAGGCGACAAUUACUCUGAGGAAUGGGUCCAGGAAGCUUCCAAACGUGGUUUGGCCAAUAUCACCAAGAGCGUCGAUGCUUUUGAACGUAUUUUGAGAAAGGAAAAUGCCGACAUGCUGAAGGACAUGGGCGUUUUCUCUGAAGCCGAACUGAGCUCCCGUUACCAUAUUUUGACCGAGAAAUACGCAAAAGACGUGACCAUUGAAGCUCAAACCAUGAUCACCAUGGUCAUUCAGCAAGUCUUACCUGCCGCUUACGACUACAGACGUAACUUGGCUGAAGCCGCCCAUUUCAUGAAGGAUAUCGGCGUCGAAGCUUCUCCAGAAAUUGACUUGUUGAACGAAUUAACACCCAUCGUCGCUGCUCUCAAGAAGGAUAUCAACGAUCUCAAGUACUUUAUGGUUGACUUGACAAAAGAAGACGAUCUUGUUCGAUUGGCUAGGGCCUGUUGUGAACAGGUCGUUCCUAGAAUGGAAACCAUUCGUGAUUUAGCCGACAAAUUAGAGCGUAACGUUGCUGAUAAUUUAUGGCCUCUACCCAAGUACACUGAACUCUUCUUGAACAUUUAAACAAGGAAAAAACAGGCAAUCCCCUUUCUUUUCUUUUUUUAUUUAUUCUCUUUUCUUUCAAAAGCUCUUACCUUAUAGCAUCGUUGAAUUAUUUUUUCUCUUUACUUUUCGUUGCUUCCCAUCCCCCCCCCCUUUUUUUUUUCUUUUUUCUAAUGAUCACUGCUUUUUAUACACAUUCUAUCAAAUGAGAAAAAUAAAUUACAUUCUAUAUCCAAAAAUA
Molecule: messenger RNA, 2635 nt
Organism: Mycotypha africana
Lineage: Eukaryota; Fungi; Mucoromycota; Mucoromycetes; Mucorales; Mycotyphaceae
Product: glutamine synthetase type III N terminal-domain-containing protein
Exons: 4
Coding region: 148-2415 (755 amino acids)
Molecular function (GO): glutamine synthetase activity
Source: RefSeq, a predicted model, not a curated record